AUGCGCAAUACCAAAAGGUGGCACCACGGUUUAGGCACUUCUUCGUCCAGUUUCCUGUGCAACUCAACUAGUGAACCCCCCUCAGCCCCAUCCCCCUAUCAAAGGUCCGUUACAUUUUUGUAUAUGGUCAAAGGUUGGCCAAUGGUAUUCAGGCCUCGACGGGUCAAGCGUGCGAAGCAGCACCAAGACCCUCCCGCCCUCCCUCAGUACGUCGGGGCACGGCAGAAGCCUCUCUCACGGAGCUGGGAUCCAGUGCCAGCCCUGUCUCCCCGCGGACUCCUCCGACGGGGUAAAAAGGCAAAAGGGGGCCGGUCGCAAGUGACACAUGUCCCUGCGAGGCUACGAGACGAAAUCUCUGAUUCCGCAGUUGAAGAAGAAGAAGAGGAGGAGGAGGAGGAGGAUGGGGAGAAAAAGGAGGAUGAGGAGGAGGAGGAAGAUGAGAAGGAGGAGGAAGAGGAGGAGGAGGAGUUGGAGGAGAAGGAGGAUUAG
Macrobrachium nipponense is the source of this 489-nucleotide messenger RNA. RefSeq names its product proline-, glutamic acid- and leucine-rich protein 1-like. The transcript is spliced from 4 exons. NCBI's taxonomy places the organism in Eukaryota, Metazoa, Arthropoda, Malacostraca, Decapoda, Palaemonidae. Bases 1 to 489 code for a protein of 162 amino acids. The record is from RefSeq and is a predicted model, not a curated record.